AUGGAUAGUUUCACACUCUUACUCAACGGUUUCUCAAAAUCUUACCUCUGUGCUUUCAACUUGUCCCUAUUUUACUUAUUGUUAUUUUACUAAUUAUUGCUCUUUAUUUAUUUUCUAGGCCCUACUAUUAACCUGUCCAUUUAUUAUCAUGGCUUCACCAACUUCAUCUGAGGAAGUGAUUGCAAGAAGAAAAAUUCGUUUAAUUAUGCAAAACGUUUCAACGUUGAAGAGAACAGUCUCAACUGCGGUGGAGUUUAUACACGGUUUGCCCUGCCGUGUUAUAGUUAAAACCACCGACAAAGAUGAUAAAAAAAUUUUAGGAUUUUAUGUUGGUUACAAUGAGGAUUCAGAUGAUAAAAUAGCUAUAGCCCAAAGCAAUAUCGAUUUCACCCUUGUCCACAGAAAAGAUGCUGCCAAUAAUUUAAAGAAAAGCAAAUUUUGUUACUUCAGACCUGGUUCACGUAUUCAUGGAUUCGACAAUUUUUUUACUUGGAAAGCAACAGCUAAAAAUGUAAAGAAAUUUAUUGUCGAAAAUGAGAUGACGCUUGAAGCGGAUAUUAUAAUUCAUAGACCUAGAACACCCAGUUACUAUAGUACUGAGCUUUCGACGGGCUACUAUGAUUUAUUCAGUCAACGAUUGACACCAGAUCGAAGCCAAGUUCUUUUCAGAUUCAGAGUUGAUAACGUUAUGACAAUAGAGCGUGAAUACAGUCCAACAUUUUAUGUUCGGAAUAUCCCUUGGAGGAUAAUGGCGGUCCUUAAGGAAAAAAGUAAAAUGACAAAUGAAAUGAAUGUUUCGAAAAAUUUUGGAGUAUUUUUGCGUUGUUAUGGAAUUGAAGGGACUGACAAUUGGGCUUGCUAUGCGAAUGUUGUAAUUGAUAUUUGGAAUCAUAUCCCAGGAAGACUUCCGCGCCGUAAAAGAUUUACUCAUUUCUAUUAUAAAGAUGCGCCUGAUUAUGGAUUUGCUAGUUUAUUAAGCAUGGAGGAAUUGACCAACGAAUAUUUAGGACACGUUAACAAAGGUUCUGUGGUGAUAGAAGCAUCAGUGUCGGCAGAGAAACCCGCAAUUAUUCCAAAGAGACAACCUGUUGUCGAAAGGCCACUCACAAUCAACAACUUCGUUAUUCCUGAUGCGCUGGUCCAUCUUUACACAUUAGAAGAUCAUUAAUAUGAACAAAGUUCAUUUGAUUCUUAACCUGAUCUGCUCAUCAAUUUAUCUUUAAAAUUCAUUUCAUUUAAAAACAAAAAAGACAAAAGACAAAAAAAAUCCAAUUUUGCUUUGCAAUCAAUUUAAUUUAAAAACAAAACAAAAAAAACAAAAAAACCAAAAAAAAAUCAUUAUCAUUACUUAAAACUAUCUGAUCAUGUGAAAUGAAGGUAAAUCAAACACCUUUUUAAAUCAAUUUCAAUAUUUCUCACAUGUGACGUGAAACUUGACUUUUCAAUUCUCAUUAUAUUUAAAAAACCCAAAAAAAAUUUCUUAAACUAAUCCUGAGAUUUGAAUUGCAAUUCUCGAAUUUUUUGUACCAGUAUUUUCAUGGGCCUCAGUGCCCCAUUAAAUACUUAGACUGAUUUGAU
This is a messenger RNA of Tetranychus urticae (two-spotted spider mite), 1578 nucleotides long. RefSeq lists its product as uncharacterized. The record is from RefSeq and is a predicted model, not a curated record. NCBI's taxonomy places the organism in Eukaryota, Metazoa, Arthropoda, Arachnida, Trombidiformes, Tetranychidae. Gene Ontology annotation, molecular function: protein binding.